CCGCCCCUGCCAGGUCCAGCUUCCUCCUCCCCUUGCCCAGUCCUUAAAACUCAGAGAAGUGGGAUGGCGCGUUGGGACUCUGGAGUGACUGUGUGCAUACGGGCCACAUCUUUGCGACGCUAGCUGCUAGAGUCGCUCGGGGGCUGUGGGCUCGGAAUUGACUCCACGCAUCGACCUCUCAGUCCCAAUCCCAAUGCAGUGAGAAAACCCUGGGGCUCCAAGUUCAGCGGGGAUUGGCAAAGGAGGAACCUUUUUCUGACGACGCCAAGGGACCCCGGAGUGGGUGCUUAAAGCAUCUAAAGUGGGCAGCAGGUGUCUAGGGCGCCUCCGAGUUCCGAGAGACGUUCGGGCUGACUUCCUGUCCUCUGUAAAGGCCCCAACCCCUUCUCUGAGCCGGCUGUCCCGCGCCGCUGGAAACCUCGCCUUCCCGCAGGCUGACGGUAGACCAGAGGCUGGGCUAGGACUCUGGGACGCACACACCUUUCUCUGCAAACCCGAAUGUCAUACCUUCGCCCUUCUGUCCCUAGCAUGGCCACCAGCCUCAGUCCAGACGAUCCCCGGCCGGCUAGCCCGCUGUCCACACAGCAGACCACGCUCUUGCUAUUCCUCUCCGUGCUGGUCGCCGUGCACGUGGGCCAGUGGCUGUUGAAGCAGCGGCGGCGGCAGGCCGCGUCCGCGCCGCCAGGGCCCUUCCCGUGGCCGCUGAUCGGAAACGCCGCGGCUGUGGGCCCGGCGCCUCACCUUUCGUUCGCGCGCCUGGCCCAGCGCUACGGCGACGUCUUCCAGAUCCGACUUGGCAACUGCCCUGUGGUGGUACUGAACGGGGAGCGCGCCAUCCACCAGGCCCUGGUGCAGCAGGGAGCGGCCUUCGCCGACCGGCCGCCCUUCGCCUCCUUCCGCGUGGUGUCGGACGGCCGCAGCCUGGCCUUUGGCAGGUACUCGGAGAACUGGAAGGCGCGGCGGCGCGCGGCCAACAGCACGGUGCGCGCCUUCUCCACGCGCCAGCCGCGCAGCCGCCGCGUCCUCGAGGGCCACGUGCUGGGCGAGGCGCGCGAGCUGGUGGCGCUGCUGGUUCGCGGCAGCGCGGGCGGCACCUUCGUCGACCCGAGGCCGCUGACCGUGGUGGCCGUGGCCAACGUCAUGAGCGCCGUGUGCUUCGGCUGCCGCUACAGCCACGACGACGCCGAGUUCCGCGGGCUGCUCAGCCACAACGAGGAUUUCGGGCGCACAGUCGGUGCGGGCAGCUUGGUGGACGUGCUACCCUGGCUGCAGCGCUUCCCCAACCCAGUGCGCACCGCCUUCCGCCAAUUCCAGCAGCUCAACCGCGACUUCAGCAACUUCGUCCUCGAUAAGUUCGUGAGGCACCGGGAAAGCCUUCGGCCAGGGGCCGCGCCCCGCGAUAUGAUGGACGCUUUUAUCCUCUUGGCAGGAAAGGAGGAGACCAACGGCUCGGGCAACGGCGGCGUGCGGCUGGACCUGGAGUAUGUGCCGUCCACUGUCACCGACAUCUUCGGCGCCAGCCAGGACACGCUCUCCACCGCGCUGCAAUGGCUGCUGGUCCUCUUCACCAGGUAUCCUGAAGUCCAGGCUCGAGUACAGGCAGAACUGGAUCAAGUUGUGGGUAGAGAUCGUCUACCCUGUAUGGACGACCAGCCCAACCUGCCCUACAUCAUGGCCUUUCUUUAUGAAGCCAUGCGCUUCUCCAGCUUCGUGCCGGUCACCAUUCCUCACGCCACCACCACCGAUGCCUCUGUCCUGGGCUACCAUAUCCCCAAGGACACGGUGGUUUUUGUUAACCAGUGGUCAGUGAAUCAUGAUCCAGGGAAGUGGGCUAACCCUGAGGACUUCAAUCCAGCCAGAUUCUUGGACAAGGAUGGCUUCAUCAACAAGAACCUGGCCAGCAGCGUGAUGAUUUUUUCAGUGGGCAAACGGCGGUGCAUCGGGGAAGAACUCUCCAAGAUGCAGCUAUUUCUCUUCUUCUCCAUCUUGGCUCACCAAUGCAAUUUCAGGGCCAACCCUGACGAGCCCUGGAAAAUGGAUUUCACUUAUGGCCUGACCAUUAAACCCAAGUCAUUUAAAAUCAACGUCACUCUCAGGGAGUCUAUGGAGCUCCUUGAUCAUGCUGUCCAAAAGUUACAAGCCCAGGAAGAUUGCCAGUGAGAAGCCAGAGGCCAGCUAAAAUCUUAGAAGUUCGCAGGUCUGGGGGUAUGGGAGUAAAAUGCAAUUUGUCUUAGCUUCUCUGUGCUUUUAGCCUGUAACGCGUGCAUAAACCCGCAGACUGUAGAUGGGGUGUGCUCCACACCUGCCUGGGGUGAUUCUUCCUGAGCACUGGGCUGUGCAGGAGCUCCCGGAAGAUUUUUUGAGUCAAAGAAUUAAAGGACUCAAGGAAUGCUUCUAUAAGUAUAUAUAUAUCUGUGCUAUAUUUUUUUGAGAGAGAAUUCUUUAGAGUCACACACACACGCACAAACCCUAAUGAAGAGGUAUUUUAUUAACCAAACCUUCUUGAGUGGGAUCCAAGAUGUAUCUUCCGUGAACCGAAAUCUGCACCAUAGAAAACUGCAUUACGCAAGGUAUCAGAACAUAUUGUUGAAUAUGCAAAGGCAAGUCACUUCAGUGUAAGAUGUGUGACUGAGGGCGCGAUAAGGAAAAUGGUAAAGAUCAGAGAUUUCCUUUCUCACUUUUUCAAUAAAAUAGCUAUGAUAGGCUGUAGUAUUCAUGGAUGGAGUUAUCUUUUUGCCUACUGGUGGGCUUCUGUACUUUUUAGGACAAGUCAUAAAGUUGCUCAAAAAGAAAUUCAUGGCUGAUACAGAGACGAUAGUGGGUUUCAGGAAACCCUGGUGGCGUAGUGGUUAAGUGCUAUCGCUGCUAACCAAGAGGUCGGUAGUUCAAAUCCGCCAGAUGCUCCUCGGAAACUCUAUUGGGCAGUUCUACUCUGUCUCUGUAGGGUCGCUAUGAGUCAGAAUCAGCUCGACAGCAGUGGGUUUUUUGGUUUAGUGGGUUUCAGUCAUUUAUCGUGAAUUUUAAAGUGUAGGUUGUGAACUGUAAAAUUUCAAGCUGAAGCCAUCUCUCUCUUGGUUGCCAAAGUGAUAGUAUUCCAAAUAUGAGAAAAAUAAUUUGUCUGCCUAGCAAAGCUUUAAAUUAUGUGAUUGUAAUACACUGAUUUCAAUUAGUCUCAUAGGUAUAAAUAAAAAACAUUUCGCCAAAUAAUUUUCAAUAUGCAUAUAUAUUGCAUAAGUAUUCAUGAACAAUAUGUUAAUAUUAGGAAAAGGUUGAAUCAUGUAUGUCUUUCAUGUAAAUCAAAAAGUACAACAUAUUCAACAAAUUUGGGCUCAAAUAUGUUAAAUGAGCUUGAUUAAGUCAAAUAUGUAUAUAUAUAUAAUAAUCAUUAUGAUUUACUUUUUUUUACAUCACGGAAACCCAACUGAAGAAAAGUCUCUCUUCUCAACCAAAACUUGGAUGAGAACAGGUAAACCUCAAAGUGGGGUCUGUAAGAUGUGUUCCUUAUCAUUUCACAGUAUUGUUUUAGUAUAACCCCAAAACCCCAGUUUUAAUGUAGCAUCUAUUAUAAUAUAGCAUCAUAAUAUAGCAUCUCUUUUUGAAAUACCACAAAUUGAUCUAAUUCAUAUGUUAAAAUUCCAAACUCCUAGCAUGUUUAUAUUUUAACUGAAUUUUAAAGCCAUCUGAUUAUUGAGUGUUGAAGUUGGUGGAAAGCUGGUCAUUAGCUGUGGAAGGCCGAGAAAUUGGAUCUGUUUCUGCCUGAUCCUAGUGGAGACCCCAAGGAGCUGUCUGGGUGUUCUCUUUAUUAGGUAACAAGAAGGAAGAAAUGCUGUCAUAACUGACCUAGAAGCCAGAAUUUUUUUUUUUUUUUUAGAAGCCAAACAAAGAAAGGUCCAUUUUGUUUCUUUUCUCUUUUAAACUGAUUUUUAAAAAAUCAUAAUUAAUGUCUGUUUUUUGGGAAGUCGGAAGGUAGUCCGGGGAGGCUCUUUUGUUUGUGUUACAGCGUAGCUGCCAGAUCCAGUUGUGAUAUUUAGAACGGCCAACCUAGUGAGCAGUCACUUUGGUGGCUGUGAAAACAUAAAGUGUGAACGAAAUGUGUCUAUUCAGCUUAUGUAAAUAACCAAAAACUUUUUAAAAAAGUGAUGGAAGAAUGCAAAGUGAACUUUGAAGUUUUAGUAUUCAUUGCUUGUGAACUUCAAAAGAAAGGUCUACAAUGUCCUAAAAGCUUAUCGCUUGUUACGUUUUUAUUAAGUGUUUUAGAAUCUUUUAGUCAAAAUACAAAGGGUGUAUUGUAUGUGUGUGGGGGAGCGGGGAGGUGAAAAUAGAAAAGAGAGAAUGAAAAGGAGGGAAGAUAAUUAAACAUUUCCUCAUUCAUUGCAAGUUAAUUAAUUUGAAGCACAAAAUUUAAAGUAUAAACAUUAAGAAAAAGAUGUUUAGUGUGCCAGUGUUAAAUCACAAAUAGACUUAAAAAAAAAUUGUUCUUAAUGACAGCAUGGGUCCCUGGGUGGCACAGAUGGUUUACACUCAGCCAGUAAUCAAAACAUUGGCCCUUUGAACCCACCCAACAGCACGGAGGAAGAAAAGUCUUGGCGAUCUGUGUCCAUAAAGCUUACAGCCAAGAAAACCCUAUGGAGCAGUUCUACUCUGUAACACACAGGGUCACCGUGAGUUGGAAUCGACUCGAUGGUACAAAACAACAAUAACAUAGAAGAUCUAUUUUGUAAUUUGGAGUUUUUUAUUAAUAAGAAUCAUAUAAUUUUUUAUUAUUAAAACUUUUAUAGCUGUUUAUCUCUUGAAUAUGAAAAAGGAUGUCAGUAUUUUUAAAAGGUAUUUAGGUGAACUAUAGAAAUCACGCUAACCCAGUAUUUUUUCAUUUUUUGGUCAUUGGUUAUGCCAAAAUGUUAUAUAUAUUCCAACAGGAUGAGACAGUGAAUUGGGGCCGCCCUAGCCUAUUGACUCUGAUUUAGAGAUGUGUGGCCGCAACAGUAAUCACGUACCAAUCUGGAUAGUUCAUUAAGUCAGCCAGGCCCAGGUAUGUCAUAACCUGCUUCUAUGCACGUGGGCUUAGUCAUCACCUGGUGUUUGUGGUGACGGGAAAGCUUUUUUUGCUUAUGUAGAAGAAAGUAAAGGACUUGUUAGGAGGUUACCUGGUUUAUUUAAUCUGUGUAUAGCCUAAUUAAAGGAAGAAAACCAAAAAACAAACAAACAAACGAACAAACCUGAGUUUGGGGGCUAUAGUAAUCGAAUCACUGGCUUCAUCAGAACGCCUCAUUUUACUUCUGCCAGAGAUGGAACGUAGUUGCUCACCACCACGAAAGUCAGAACAUCUGCUCCAGGUUAUUGCCGUAGUUAAAGUGCAUUUGUUUAUGAAAUGCCUGAUGAAAGACAUUAAAGCUUUGACUUUGUAAGAAAAUUGCUUUUUUUCUAAAACAAAA
This is a messenger RNA of Loxodonta africana (African savanna elephant), 5432 nucleotides long. RefSeq names its product cytochrome P450 1B1. The transcript has 3 exons. Bases 499 to 2160 code for a protein of 553 amino acids. Gene Ontology annotation, biological process: progesterone metabolic process; hormone biosynthetic process. Gene Ontology annotation, molecular function: heme binding; iron ion binding; steroid 17-alpha-monooxygenase activity. The record is from RefSeq and is a predicted model, not a curated record. NCBI's taxonomy places the organism in Eukaryota, Metazoa, Chordata, Mammalia, Proboscidea, Elephantidae.